Molecule: messenger RNA, 3371 nt
Organism: Thunnus maccoyii (southern bluefin tuna)
Lineage: Eukaryota; Metazoa; Chordata; Actinopteri; Scombriformes; Scombridae
Gene: trim47
Product: tripartite motif containing 47
Exons: 8
Coding region: 70-1506 (478 amino acids)
Molecular function (GO): zinc ion binding; protein binding
Source: RefSeq, a predicted model, not a curated record
CCUCCUCUUCCUUCCGGUUUUCACUUCCUGCUGCGGCAGUUUGUGUUGUGCUGCUGUUGGCUUGUAAACAUGGCCACGGCAGGAGCAGCUGGGGACGACCUGAGGAAAGAGCUCACAUGUGCAAUUUGUUUGGACUUCUUCAAAGACCCUGUCAUACUGAAAUGCGGGCAUAAUUUCUGCCGGUUUUGCAUUUGUAUGCACUGGGAUGAAAAUGGCGGAGACUACGGGUAUCAGUGCCCUCAAUGCCGAACGGUUUUCAACAAGAGGAGCUUCACUAAAAACUACCUGGUACAGAAUCUGGUCGCCAAACUGGACGAUCUUGAGUGUCUGGGAUCUUGUCCAGCACCCUCUAAACCCAUUAAAGUUGAUGGGAAGUGUGAACAACAUGGAGAAGAGCUGAAACUAUACUGCCAGACUGACAAGAGGCCUAUCUGUGUAGUCUGCAGGGAAUCCAGAGCACACAGACACCAUGAGGUGGCACCAGUACCAGAAGUUGUGAAUGACAUGAAGAUGGAGUUGAAACUGAGGCUAAUGGAGCUCAACUGGCAGAAGUCUCAAUGUGUAAAAGUUAUAACGGCUGACGAGCGCACCAAAAGUGAAGUGAGGCUGAAGAAACAGAGACUCAAGGAGAAGAUUGAGGCGGAUGUCGGGGCUUUGGUCCAGUUCCUUCUAGACGAAAGAGACUCCCUGCUUGACAGCCUGGAUGCUGAGGAAGUGGCCACCAUGGCAGUCAUAGACGACAACAUGAAGAUCGUGGAGACUGAGGCAGCAGCUGUGGACAAGGCUAUAGCUGAUAUCCACAGCCACAUCAGUGGGAAAACUAGCUUUGAGAGCCUUGCUGAUACGUUCAACGAAGUCAUCCAUUGCAAGCCUUUCACAUCUCUCGAGCCGGUUAAUUGUCAGACAGAAUUUACCGACUUCUCAGGGCCCUUCCAGCUCAUCAUGUGGAAGAAAAUGAUGCACGUGCUGCAUACCAUGCCUCAGAACCUCACCUUAGACCCAGACACUGCUCACCCAAACCUGCUGAUCUCAGAUUUCGACACCAAAGUGGAGGAGGGUCGUGUUCGUAACCAGGAGCCAGACCUGCCGGCUCGCUUCACCCGCUUCUGUGGUGUCCUUGCUACAGCCCAGUACGCCAGCGGCCAGCACUACUGGGAGGUGGAUGUUAAAGACAAAGGCGUGUGGUACCUGGGAGUCACCACUGAGUGCAGCAACAGGAAGGGCUUCGUCAGCCUCACUCCCUCCGCCGGAUACUGGAGCCUGUGUCUGCAGGACCGGCUGUACGCUAACGGGGAGGAUGGGCGCAUCCCUGUCGCCGACUACUGGAACUCUCCUCGGGUUGGUGUUUACCUGGACUAUGACAACGGUCGUCUUAGUUUCUAUGACGCCGUCACAAUGAAGAGACUCUACAUGUUUGACACCUGCUUUGAAGAGCCCGUCUACCCUUUCUUCAGCCCAGGGAAGAACGAUCCUGGCAGCAGGCUGCAGAUUUGCCACUAUUACUGAGAUAUGGGAUGAGUGUUUUUAAAUAAUUUGGUCAUCAAACAGUAAACUCGUGUCUGCCGGUGUUCAGAUUUGCUGUUAGCAAAGUUUUACCACAUAGACCAGGCUGAAGUGACGGGGAGAUAUUGACCCUUGGAGCCAUGUACUGUAUGCAUUUGAGCUGUUACUCGUUGGUCUUAGUGGUCUUAGAAAAUACUCUGAAUAAGAAUUAUCAGGUGUCACGGCACACUCUGGUGGUAAUGAAGAGCUUCAUCUCUCUCUCACCUUUUUUUGAGCUUGAAAAUUGAGAAUUUGGUAUUUUCAACCUAGACACACACUGUAGGCUUAUUCCCCUGACAACUGUGGCUGGGGUUCGGAGAGGUGCUCUGUUGUUUAUAUCACUGUUUCUGCUGGGAUGCAGAUGCCUCAGAUGCUCUUGUUGGUUAGAGCUCAUAUCCUAAUAGCAACCACAAUGCCAUACUAGCACUGUACAUUAGCUCAUAUUGGCUAAGUUUUGCCAGGCAGUGCCACUGCUGUUGCCUUGUUGGGCAGAACUUGAAGGAUAUAUGACGGUUAUCACAUUGAUAGUUGCUGACAGUCAAGGAUUUCUAAAAGUUAAGAUUCCCUUAUUAAUUCCAGACUGAAAACAGCUUGUCAAUCAUUUGACUCAAAUUUGACAGCUGGUACUGGGAUUUCAGCUCUCAGACAAUGAUCAGACUUGCAGUAACUAAAGGCUGGGCUUUUUGUUUUGUGGACAUUACUGUUACUACCAAUUCUUUUUUUUUUGUUUUGUUUUUUUUGUUCUGUACAUUCUUGACACUUUUGGACUGUUGCAGUUUCUUAUGUAUAUUGCUCUGAGUCACAUUUUGCAGCUUAUUCUUGUGAACAGUUAUACAAAUGCACAUACUUGCUAUUUCUGAAAAACAGAAAAUCAGCCUCCCUGAAAAUGAGCAGGUAUGAGGAAAAAACAAAUGAUUUUCAAAAAUUGUUACAGCAGAUUAUAAAGCUGUGAGCCAUGUCCCUAGAUAUGUUGCCUCGUAAUGGGUGAACCUAUAGACGUGAUUUAUUUUUUAGACAUUCCAUCAACAGCAGUCAGACUUCACAGUUCACAGCUUGGUGGACUUAAGUGUAAACCUGGGAUGAUGAAUGGGAGUUUUAUUACAGGUUACAUUUUUGUUUUCUUUUUACAAAUUACUCACAGUAUUUUAUUAUAUUUUAAAUAAUCCUGCUUUAUUAUUAACUGCUGGCUGUUGUGUUGGUCGUGACAUUUUUAUGUCUGUUCAACUGUUUUGUUUUUUUUUGUUUUGUUUUUUUCCAUGAUUUUCAAUUUAAGAUUUUGAACGUAAAACAUGUGUCUGGACAAUUAUACAUUUGCCUUCAUAAACUUUUAAUUUAAUUUUUUUUCUUAAAUGGUUAUCUUUAUGGAUUUUUAAUUUCUUUUUUCGCUCUUGUAGUUUGUCAAAGUGCAGUUAUGGACCUGCAGAUGAGAGGUUUUCUCUUACACGGUUGUACAGCGACACAUUUUUUUCAGAUAUUCUUAUUUAGGAGCACAGCAGAAACAUUUUCACAGCAUGAUCGGUGAUAAUAUUUGAAAAUGUUCUUGGUCAGUAUUAAGAUGCUCCUCUUUUGGUUUUCUCACCAUAUUCAGACGUCAAAGGUAUUCAUGUGUUAGGACUGCAAAACUCUGCUCUUUAACUUUUGAGUAUUUGCUGAUAAAUGUUUUGUCCAAGAUGGUGUACCUCAUCUAAUACAGUUUUUGAACUGUGUCUUGAUUAGUGUUGCAUAAAAAAACUUGGUAGUCCCUGUUCUUGGUCCUUUCACUGUUUUAAAUGUGCUUACUGUUUCUCAGACUUUACAAUGAGAUUAAAAGCGGAAAAAGUCGUGUUUCA